UCUUGCAGCAUGCUGGCCAUAGCUCGGUCCCACUGGUAUCUCUGUUAGGGUAUGCUCUCCCUUUUCUCUCCCUCUUCCUUUUGCCCACCGCUUCGCUCGUUUCCUGCCCUCCUUGUUUCCUAGACCUUAUUGGAACCGCUACGAACUGAGCUUGUUUGAGAAAACCGCAGCAGAGGGUGUAGAGGGUGUCAGCUAAAAACGCAUUCGGAGGGCGAGAGCGGAAGACAUUGUUUUACACAAAAGAAACUCUCUCAUGGCGCGACCCCAUGUUCCAAAAUUUGGAAAUUGGGAUGCAAAUGGAGGAAACGGCGGAGCUUACACUGCAGUUUUUGAUCAGGCUCGUACUGGCAAGGGUGGAAAGCCCAUCAACCCCAAUGAUCCAGCUGAGAAUGAAGCUCUAGCUGCCCAAAUAUAUGGUGGCCCUCUUCCUACUCAGCGAAAUAAUGAUCGCCCCCCACCUCGUACAAGACCGGCGCAUGUUACUGAAGACGCUGCAAACCGCCCACGACAUGAAAGGCGCUCAAGUCGUGAGGAUUUGGAUGUACGUAGAUCAAAUGAUUCGGCUAGUCGUCAACCAUCUUCUGAUUACCAAGGACCUGCUCGCAAACCAGUAGGUGGACCUGGUGGUCGAGCUGAACCUCCAUUCAGGCGUCCUCAACCAGAUAUGGAUGGCGAUGGCUCAAGCCAUAAUGCUGAGCGCGCACCUGCAAAUCCUCAUGCCAAUAGAAUGAACGCACGUGAAACUGGACGAGGUGCUGCCUCACCUGCCUGGGAGCGGAGAGGUCGAAAUCCAUCUGGAGGAGACGAAGGCUCUGUGUUGGGGUCAGGUACUCUCAAGUCUCGUCCGCGACCCCAAGGUGGAAGAGCUGAGGAGUCGGGUAAAGGUGGUGCAUUGCCCAAAUUUGGAGAUUGGAAUGAGAAAGACCCAAAUGCUGGAGAUGGUUUUACCAUGAUCUUUCAGAAGCUUUCAAAUGAGAAGAGAGAAGGUGGACCAGUGCACAUUCCUAGGUUGAAUUCAGACCACCAGGCAUCUCAUGAGGACAGUCUCGGCAAGCACAGUCAGCUUGGUGUGCAAAAAACUUCCAAUGCGAACGAUCAACCGAAAUGCUGCGUCAUUUUGUGAAGAAGUAACAGUGUGACUUUUAAAUCCUAUUUGCAGUGGUUUUGCUGCUUUAGUGGUUUCGAAGACGACUAUGACCGAUUAUUAAUCACGGUCGAGCUGUUAGCAGUCUCAACGUCAAAUAACAGGAAGGUUACACGUCUACUGUUACGUUUGGGUACCUUCAGUCAUUUGUAAACUUUCUUCUGCGCAGUUACACUGGCGAGUGUGGUUUCUUCAUGUGCUAUUAACGCAGUUAUCGAGUAUCUCCGAAACGCAGGCUGUCAAUAUCUUAGCAAGCUAUCGUUUUCUGAAAUUUUUUAUUUUGUUUUUUCUUUUUUAUUUUCAAAAAAAGUUUUCUAUAGUGAAGUUUUGAGAGGCUUCUUAAUUUGGCUUUCCUGAGAGAAUUCCUGAGGCGCGGUCUGUUGAUCUCUAAAUGCACCUGCGUUGGGCUGAUAAAAUUUGCAACAGUACUUAUUACAUCUAGGCUUGCAGGAUCAUACUUCUGUCACCUCCGUGUGUAGUUUGCUUUGCACUGUUGAUCUGACUUUCUGUUGAUGAGGACCAACUCUUGAUGUAACCAUGUCUAAUCAUAAGACAGUUUUAUGUAGUGGAGGCUACCUCCAUUUCGGAGGUUGAGGUUUGGAGAUAUGCAAUGUUUGUGACCAUAAUGUGCCGUUUCCCCUAGGCACAGAGAGAAUUGUCAAAUUUCGAAUCCAACGGAGAAACCCUGUUUCAUUUUUUUCUCCUUUGGGUUUCCUUUGUAGCAUUAUAAAUGUAAUAGAGCAGUUAUGUGAUCUGUUCCA
Physcomitrium patens is the source of this 1905-nucleotide messenger RNA. RefSeq names its product RPM1-interacting protein 4. The record is from RefSeq and is a predicted model, not a curated record. Lineage: Eukaryota; Viridiplantae; Streptophyta; Bryopsida; Funariales; Funariaceae.